Clonostachys rhizophaga is the source of this 1404-nucleotide messenger RNA. Lineage: Eukaryota; Fungi; Ascomycota; Sordariomycetes; Hypocreales; Bionectriaceae. The record is from the annotation of a GenBank genome assembly.
AUGCUAUGCCUCGUCGAAGACCCUGCAACGAAACGACAACAGCCGCGCAACUACCUAGAGACACUGGAAGAGCGUGUCCGCUUCUUGGAGGACAAGCUUCGUGAGUCUGACUUGGAGGGACCAACUGCUUCACCGAGCAACGAGCCAUCAACUUUCUACUCUAGGACUGGCAGCGAGCAACACGAGUUGAGUGAUCUAUCUUCCAUGAUUGGCACCCUAAGCUUGAGUGCUGCAGGCGCAGAGCCACAUUAUCUAGGCUCAUCUUCCGUCUUUGCCUUUGCACGAUUCGUCGAGCCGUCUCUGCGACAGGUCAUCUCGUCUAUUCCUCCUGAUAAAGCGAGCGAGGGUUCUAGCCAACCCUCGAUGCUUAAUCCAUGUCCUCUGCCAGAAUACCAGACAGCCGUCAGACUAAGCAAUGCAUAUUUCCAGAAUAUCCAACCCCAAUGCCCAUUUCUACAUGAACCAACGUUCAGGAUAUGGGAAUCGGCACUCAAGAGUCCACUUGACCCUUUCGAGGUCCUCGAGUACAAAUCCGUGCCCAUCUACUUCCUCUUUAUGGUGUACGCCGUUGGAGCUCUACUAUUGCCAACUCCUGGGUAUUCCCCAGAGCGGCUAUAUGCUUCGGCCCUCCUCUAUAUUGACGAAUACUGUAUCACGAUAAUUUGGAAUGCAUACAGGCAAUUCUUUGUUCGGCCACUUAUUCUCUUCGCUCCUCUAAAGGGACUUCUCAUUGCCUCGCUCCUUUUGGGACGUCCAUUGAGCCUCCGCCUGCAGGAAAUUGAUGUAGAUCUUCCUCUCGAUCUUGAGGAUUCCUCUUUUAGCGAGACCGGACUAUGCGAAUCACCAAGGACCCCAUCAGAACCACCCACGAUGAUGACACAUGCGAUCCAUGGUUUCCGUUUUCGAAACUUGCUUGGCCGUAUUCACUCAACGCUGUAUUCCGAUAACACUGCCACAGACUUUGAUCGCCGGAACGCCCAUAUAAAGGACUUAAUCGAGGAAUUAGACAAGCUUAUGGCUUCGAGGCCCCUUCCAAGGUCGCCUCCUGAUGGUGGUGCUCUCUCAUUCUUUACAACUCCCGACUGGUACCAAGCCGUAUACGGCUCUACUAUUCUGCAGCUCUACCGAUUUCAUAUCACGGACAGUCAGCGACCAGUCCCGCCCGACAUUAUCACCAAAUGCAUGCGUGCAGCCAGGAGCGCCUGCCACAGCUACCGCCGUCAAUUCCUAGGAACGCCUACAACGCCUACCUGGGGUGCCUUGCACGAGCUGUUCCUGGCCGGGUUGACAUAUUUGUACUGCUUAUGGAAAGCAUCCAGUGCUUCUGGCUCGCUUCGUCAUGAUCAGAUCAGCAGUACUUGCACGAAUUGCACCAUGAUUCUUGUCAUAAUGGCCGAGAGUUGA